AGAAGAAGAAGUUGUUGUUGUCCCUCUAAACAUGGCGGAGUCCGAACCAACGGCAGAGGCGAGCAGCAGCAGCAUCCCGGAUUAUGAAUAUGUGGACGUGAACACCACAGCCUUCCACAUCGGCUCCUUCAGGGAGGAGUGGCUGAAAAGGCUGAAACCGGAACAAAUCUCCUUCCAGCAGAAAGAUCAGGACACGUUUGAAGCUAACUUUGCUGCUGAGAUGGGCUUAGAAGAGGAAACGAUGGCUGAACUCCGAUCCGUCUGCAGCGUGGACUCGCUUCGUUGCUACUCUGAAGAUCAGCAGCCCGACCCAGAAGUCUUACCUUCAGAACCGACCCUGAAAACUCUCAUAUACAGAAAAAAGAAGCAAAGACGCUCAUCAUCUUAUAGAGGAGGCCAAAACAGACAUGAGCUCUACGCCGGUGAACUGGACCGUCAAACUAUUGGAAGGGCACCAGAGUCAGAGGCUGACAUGGUCCCUGAGGGGGAGCUCAUCCUUUCCAUUAACAUCUACUUCCCUGUGAACUUUGAUAAAUUUAACUACAUGCGACCUCAUGUGACGCUGCUGAUGAGAGGCUCCCAAACCCUGGCCGAGCUCCGAGACGCCAUCUUCUGCGUCAGCGACCUGCAGGUGUGCGGCGAGUUCAGCAACACGCCAGACUUGGCUCCAGACUUCAUCUGCAAGGACCUUUUCAGAUCAGCCUUCUUUUUCUUCGAGGGAGUUUUCUACGACGACAUGCGGCAUCCUGACUGCCAGGACAUCAGCAGGACGACCAUCGAGUGGUCAAAAUCCAACAACUACCCGCCGUUCAGCCAGGCCAAGAUGGAGGACACGCGUUGGGUGGAUCUGAAGGUGAAGUUGGGAUACCCGUACCUCUACUGUCACCAAGGAGACUGCGAACACCUGGUCAUCAUCACAGACAUCAGACUGGUCCACCAGGGCGACUGCUUGGAUAAGAGGCUGUAUCCGCUCCUCACGCACAAGAACAGGGCGGUCACCCAGAAAUGUGCCGUUUGCCACGUCUUCAUCGGCAGAUGGUACACCAUCGGCGACCAGUUUGCUCCCAGUGAUCCAUGUAUCUUCUGUGACAAAUGCUUCCGGAUGCUUCAUUAUGAUGAGCAGGGCAUCAAACUGGGAGAGUUCCUGGCUUAUCCAUACGUGGACCGCGGGGCCUUUAACUGAACUUCCUGUUAUGCUGUAUUAUAGUUACAUUUCAUAAAGAUGUAUUUAUUUUUAUUUUUUUGCAUAAAUGUAUCUUUGUUCAUUAAAGCAUCACUUUCAUCAA
Messenger RNA from Cyprinodon tularosa, 1286 nucleotides. RefSeq names its product small nuclear RNA activating complex, polypeptide 3 (gene snapc3). The transcript has 9 exons. The coding region runs from base 32 to 1183 and encodes 383 amino acids. The record is from RefSeq and is a predicted model, not a curated record. Gene Ontology annotation, cellular component: snRNA-activating protein complex. Gene Ontology annotation, molecular function: core promoter sequence-specific DNA binding; RNA polymerase III type 3 promoter sequence-specific DNA binding; RNA polymerase II cis-regulatory region sequence-specific DNA binding. Gene Ontology annotation, biological process: snRNA transcription by RNA polymerase III; snRNA transcription by RNA polymerase II. NCBI's taxonomy places the organism in Eukaryota, Metazoa, Chordata, Actinopteri, Cyprinodontiformes, Cyprinodontidae.